This is a messenger RNA of Colletotrichum gloeosporioides, 741 nucleotides long. Its product is annotated as putative mitochondrial carrier. Gene Ontology annotation, cellular component: mitochondrial inner membrane. The coding region runs from base 1 to 741 and encodes 246 amino acids. The record is from RefSeq and is a predicted model, not a curated record. The transcript has 3 exons. Gene Ontology annotation, molecular function: S-adenosyl-L-methionine transmembrane transporter activity. NCBI's taxonomy places the organism in Eukaryota, Fungi, Ascomycota, Sordariomycetes, Glomerellales, Glomerellaceae.
AUGCAAUCCCCAGUCUACAAGACGCAGUACAAGACAGUCAAUGGCUCGUUUAAUCGGACAUUUUUUCGCGGACUCUACCAGGGGUUCGGACCUACGAUAAUCACUGGGAUACCUUCAUCAGCGGCGUUUUUCACGAUAUAUGAAAGACUAAAGACAGUUACUCAAGACGCGAAGUCGGCAGGUAGCGCGGUAGCAGACCUCGUGAGCUGUGCCAUCAUCAACCCUGCCGAGGUGUUAAAGCAGAAUGCGCAGAUGCAUGGAGGCGAUGCCCUUAAGCCUGUCAACUCACGGCAGUCCCCAACGCUUCUCGCUGUAAAACAUUUCGCUAGAAAUCCGGGGAGGCUAUGGGCCGGGUAUACUGCUUUGGCGGCAAGUCACCUGCCCGCAACUAGCCUAAGCUUCUGUCUCUAUGAGUUGCUAAGAGAAAGGUUUCUUGGAGAGGUUCCGCGCCAGCGACUUGAAGCCAGCGCAUCUCGCCAAGUAGCCGUGAGCACAUUCAGUGGAGCUCUUGCCGGCGGCUUUGCAUGCACGCUCUUCGUGCCCGUUGACGUUGUGAAGACUCGAAUGAGGCUUGCUGCUGGGAACACACCGCGCCUCGGUCCUCUGGAUGUGGCGAAUGGCAUUUUUCGGAAGGAGGGCAUUCACGGCUUGUUUAGAGGCGGCACACUGAGUUUCUUGGCAUCAGCAUUGGGUUGUGGACUCUAUCUAGGCUCGUAUGAGGCUUGCAUUCUGUUCUUGUAA